AACUGCUCUCGGGCGGGAGCCGGCUCUUAUCGUUCACUUAAAAGAGCCGGCUCAAAGAACCGGCUCGUUCGCGUCCAACACAUCACUAGUGUCAGCUAGCUCUGAACAACAGCAGCUAACUUACAUCACUAACACGCAGUGAAGCAGAGACAGCAACUGUAAGGAUUGCCAUAUGGAUUCUCCUCGGCAAUCGAAGAACCUGAAUCGAGAGCCAAAGCGCAGUCAGAAUCAGUCGAGCGCUCCUCCUCAGAAAGAUGCCUAUGCCAGGCUCCUCAACCAGCACUGCAGCAGCAAGUUCAGUCUGUAUCUGGAGCAAUAUGCUAAGGACACAUCAUUUCAAAGGGAAGGAAAUGGGCCAAGCAUGAUGCUGCCCAAAGCCCAGAGUGAAAGGCAGAACAUACCACAGAGAAGAAGGGACCAAGCACCCAAUGAUUUCUCUGAUUCAAGUGACUUCUCCCCCUCCUCCAUGAAAAGCAAAGGAGAGGAGAGUUCGCUGUCUUUGUACAUGGAGAAACUAAGCACCCGCAGUGUUCAGCAGGACUGCGAAAGGAAGCAGGGUGUGUCUGACAGGCAGCGAUGGGGACAGAGGAGAGACACCGCCACCAGCCAAGACGGAGACGUCGAGUCUGGUGAGGAGCUCGGCUCUUUAAAACCCAACGACUCGAAGAAACACCAGAAGCAGCAGAAGAAAAGCAAAGACUCGAACAGAGAUGUUGCCUCGAAAGAUACUGAUUCUAUUGUUGGACGUCCCCAGUCCCCAAAGAAAGCCAGCACAAGUGGACAGGAGCAAGAGAAGAUGAAGAAGUCAAAGAAAAAAAGUGUCCCAAAGAACCCAGAAGAGGAGAAAAGCAGAGAUGGGGCAUUAAAAUGUGGGGUUGAUGCUCAGAUGUCAAGGCCCAAGUCUCCUCAUGGUAACGACAAAAAAAUGCAGCAGCCCAGAGCUUCAAGUGCCAAUUCUCCUGCUGACAAGAGAGGGAACAAAGGAGGCAGGGGAUCAAAGAAACAAGUGUUUGAAUGCUACAUGACAUUUGAGGAGGUUUCCCAUGGCCUCAAAAGAGGGGAACUCAUUCAGGGACCGUUGAGAAUCAACCCAAAGAAAUUCCAUGACGCUUUCGUCCCAUCUCCUGAUGACACACGGGAUAUAUUCCUGGAUGGGAUUGUAGCUCGCAACAGAGCACUGAACGGAGACGUAGUGGUGGUGCAACUCCUCCCUCGGGAGCAGUGGAAGGUUGUGAGGUCCGAUACUGACUGUGAGGGCGCCAGCGAGUCAGAUACCCAGAAAGAAAACACGGUGCAGAAGAAGAAGACAACAGAGCGCACGCCCAGGCCUGAUGUCAUUGUGGAAGACCAGAGUAGCGACCAGGAUGAAGUCAUCCGCAGAGUGCAGAAUGUCCCUGACAAAGGGGAACCUCUGGAAGACCCCUCAACCCCACGACCCAAUGGGGAAAUACUCCAAAAGACAGCGAAAGUUGUGUACAUCGUUGAAAGGAAACACUCAAGAGCUGUGACGGGCUUCCUGAAGUUCCUACCAGACAAGCCUUUUGCCAUGUUCUCCCCGGUGGACCACCGGGUGCCACGGAUUAACGUUCUCCUCGUUGACUGUCCCGAAGACUUUUGUUCCCGCCCGGGCGACUACGCCAACACCUUGUUCAUAUGUCGGAUCACCAACUGGGCAUCCGACAGCAACUUCGCAGAAGGGCAACUCGCUAAGACGCUGGGUCAGGCUGGAGAAAUCGAGCCGGAGACGGAGGGCAUCCUGAUAGAGUACGAAGUGGAUUUUUCUGAGUUCCCAGAUGAGGUGUUGGACUGUCUACCCAAGAACCUGCCCUGGACCAUCCCCCCCGAGGAGAUGAGCAAGAGGAGAGACCUGAGGAAGGAGUGUAUCUUCACCAUCGACCCCGCUACAGCCAGAGACCUGGACGAUGCUCUGUCCUGUAAACAACUCCCCGAUGGUAACUUUGAGAUGGGAGUCCACAUUGCUGAUGUGAGUUAUUUUGUGGGGGAGGACAACGCUCUGGAUGCCAUCGCCAGCCAAAGAGCGACUAGUGUGUACAUGGUUCAAAAGGUGAUCCCCAUGUUGCCCCGGCUGCUGUGUGAGGAGCUGUGCAGUCUGAAUCCUCUCACCGACAGACUCACCUUCUCUGUCAUUUGGAAAAUCACACCGGAGGGGAAGAUCCUGAGUGAGUGGUUUGGCCGCACAGUCAUCCGCUCCUGCGUGAAGCUGAGUUACGACCACGCUCAGAGCAUGAUCGAGGCACCUGACAAGAUGUUCUCCGCCGAGGAACUGCCACCUGCGGACCCCGAGCACCCCAUUGAUGAGAUCCAUCGGGCUGUGCUCAACCUGCACUCCAUCGCCAAGAACCUCCGCGCUCAGCGCUUCUCAGGAGGAGCCCUCAGACUGGACCAGUUGAAACUGUCUUUCACCCUGGACAAAGAGACCAUGAUGCCUCAAGGCUGCUAUGUUUACCAGUACAGAGACAGCAACAAGUUGGUGGAGGAGUUCAUGUUACUGGCUAACAUUGCCACAGCCCACCACAUCCACAAAAGAUUCCCUCAGCUGGCUAUGCUCAGACGCCACCCUCCACCCAAGGCCAAAAUGGUGGAUGAGCUGCAGGAGCUUUGUGACCAGUUGGGAAUCGACAUAGAUCUCUCCUCCGCGGGAGCGUUGCAUAAGAGUCUCAAUACUACUCUUGGUGACGAUGAGUACACCACUGCCAGAAGAGAAGUCCUCACCCACAUGUGCUCCAGACCCAUGCAGAUGGCGCUGUACUUCUGUACAGGUGAACUUAAUGACGUGAAGUUGUUUAAGCACUACGCCCUCAACGUUCCUCUCUACACUCACUUCACGUCACCCAUCAGACGCUACGCUGACAUCAUCGUCCACCGGCUUCUGGCUUCUUCACUGAAAUGUGGACCUAAUUUGGGGCUGUCAACCGUUGAAGUCCAAAAACAGGCAUCGCGCUGUAAUGACAGGAAGACUGUGUCCAAGAGAGUCCAGGAGCUCAGCUCUGAGCUCUUCUUUGGAGUGUUUGUGAAGGACUGUGGCCCUCUGGACUCUGAGGCCAUGGUGAUGGGGGUGCUGGAUCAGUCCUUCGAUGUGCUGGUUCUCCGAUACGGAGUGCAGAAACGAGUCUACUGCAAGUCUGUUGCCGGCCUGGACUCAUUCCGCCAUCGUAAGGUGGGGAAGAAAUCCGAGCUGACUCUGCUCUGGACACCAGAGGACCUGGAGAAAGCUCCAGUGGAGCAGGUAAUUUCAAUCUUCACGUUAGUGGAGGUGCAGCUCAAAGCGGACGGUGCGCCCAUGAAAUACAGCGCGGUGCUCAAGAGGCCCGAGGAGAACGAACCAUAAAUAAACUUAAAUGUGCCGUAGAGCGUAACAAACACUUAACGUACGGAGAUUUUGAAUUGCACAUUUUUAUUUUGUCGAUUGGUAGAAGAAGUAGUAGUUUAGAAGCAGUAUUACUGUUGUGAGCAGGAGAAUCACUGAUCAGGUCAGAGUCGGAUUUCAAUUGAAAUUCCCACUAAGUUCCUACUUGAAGGCCCAUUCCAGUGUUGUUUCUUCACGCUAUCUCAGUCAAUGCAAAUAACCCACACACACAUAUGCCCAUUUUCCAAGGUAUAUUUAUGUGUUAAGGAACUUUGCUUCCAACUUUCCUUUGGUUUUUAAUCAUAUCCAUAAUACAAGUCCACAUUUUCAGACAUGCAAUAUGAACCCAUAACAGGUAUAACACACAAAAAUAUACUUUCAUUAUAAAGAAAUUAAUAGGAAUAAUAGCCAUCAUGAAAGUAGAUUUCUUUUUUUUUAAUCUACCAUGGUAUGCUUUGGAAAAUGGUUGAAUGUGAUGUACAUUAAGUGGUUUAAAACAUGAUGUUUUAGCUUGAUGAUCUCACUAAUGGGCUCUAUUUUAUGCGAUCCAGUGGAUGGAUUUCAAGUCGAAUUGCGACCCAGGUCUGACGGUGAAAGAAAAAAAGGCAGCAAUUAUUUUAAUUUUGCUGUUGAUUUAUUGACCUUUAUGAGGACAGUUUUGAUGUGAUAUAUAACUGUUGUACACAGUCUAAUGUGUGAUAGCUGAUUUUCAGUUUAAUACCAAUAUAUUUGUGUUUACAAAGCAAUAGAGUAUACCACACUACUGACGUUUUAUUGGCUACGGUGGCUUGUAAUAUAACUUUGUUGAAGCUCAAACAGUAUAAAUGUAGCAGUAAUAGCUUAUAGUCAGACUACAUCAGAUUGACAGAAAUAGGUGUAUUAAUGUUUGCAUAUAGAGACAACAUAACAGCUACCACACGCCAUGCAGGACAUUUUACAUGUAUGUAUUUAUAGUGUUUUAUCACUUCAGGUGCUUCAUGUCACAGUCAUGAGGUGCAGCUCAUAGGACUUUUCAUUUGAUUUAAAUUCUUAAAAGCUCUCAUGGAUCUAACAUAUUAUUCCAGUCUAAACUGAGGCUCCAUUUUUCUGUAUUUAGUGUGCAAUGUAGACAGACAGGCUAAAGCAUAAUCAUUUCUCAACUCGUUGUUUUUAACACAAAACACAGAAAUGACUUGAAUUGCUGCUGAAAGCGGGUCGGUGGCCUUGAGAUCUUAAUGAAUUUCAUGUUGGCUCUUGUGCUUUGGAGCGCUUCCAACUGUUUGUGGAUUUAUUUUUUUUAAUUGAUUUGUGCAGCACAAACACUUUAUGGACCUCAUUAAUAACUGUGAAUUACAGCCUUAAUUUAAUCACACAAAGAUAAAAAACAUUUUUUUUAGUGAAGCUGCACAUUUUAAAACCUCCCUUUUUGCUGCAGUCAAUGUGCCUCUCUUUUAGUUCUCAGUGCCAUGUGGCGUCACGUAAAUCAGCUGCUACGUCUGCACAAUUUAGUUUAUUUUUUUAUUUCAAUUUUUUUUUUGACAGAUUGUUUUUAAGCUUGUGUCAGACUUUUUGAAAGACCGUUAGCUUAUAUUUUUAAGUUACUUUGUUUUACGUGGAACUGACAGUUUGUGACGUGAAGCUUUAAAUGUAUUUUAAACCAGCAAGCUAUAGUGCAAAACAACUGUACUGACAUAAGUAGGAUGUGUUUCUGUGAUUAGGAAUGUUAAAUUGUGACAUGUAACUUUGAUUCUGGCCAGUAUUCAAAGUGCAUUUGUACUCUACUAAACCACCAUACAGAGCAAUAGAUGUCCUUUAGGGAAAUAAAUGCAUACAUGAAUGACUCAAA
Molecule: messenger RNA, 5192 nt
Organism: Sebastes umbrosus (honeycomb rockfish)
Lineage: Eukaryota; Metazoa; Chordata; Actinopteri; Perciformes; Sebastidae
Gene: dis3l2
Product: DIS3 like 3'-5' exoribonuclease 2
Exons: 21
Coding region: 173-3349 (1058 amino acids)
Biological process (GO): miRNA catabolic process
Cellular component (GO): P-body; exosome (RNase complex)
Molecular function (GO): RNA binding; 3'-5'-RNA exonuclease activity
Source: RefSeq, a predicted model, not a curated record